AUGGCUUCCCGUAGUAACUUUCUUCUUCAUGCAUUUCUUUGGUUGGCUCUUGCAACCACUGCUUUUUCCUUAUCAACCAAAUUUUAUGACAGAGUUUGUCCCCAAGCUUUGCCUGCCAUCAAGAGAAUAGUGCAGACUGCUGUCCACAGAGAGCCCCGCAUGGGUGCUUCUUUGCUUCUUUUGCACUUCCAUGAUUGCUUCGUUAAUGGCUGUGAUGGUUCACUUCUUUUGGAUUCUACCCCUGCUUUCAAAACCGAGAAAAAUUCACGUGGAAAUUUGAAUUCUGUGAGAGGUUUCGAAGUUGUAGAUGAGAUUAAGGCUGAAGUGGACAGAGUUUGUGGACGCCCCGUGGUCUCUUGUGCUGAUAUCUUAGCAGUGGCUGCUCGAGAUUCCGUAGUUGCGCUUGGAGGUCCGGCAUGGAAGGUUCGUUUGGGUAGGAGAGACUCAACCACGGCUAGUAGGGCCUUAGCCGACAGUGUGCUUCCAUCGGCUUCAAUGGAUCUUCCUGCAUUGAUCAACAACUUCAAGAACCAGGGCUUGAACCAGAGAGAUCUUGUAGCUCUCUCCGGUGGACACACCAUUGGCUUAUCAAGAUGUUUAAUCUUUAGGAACAGAAUUUACAAUGCAACCAAUAUUGACCCUGCCUUUGCCAAACAGCGUAGAGCCACUUGCCCACGCACCGGAGGGAACACUAAUCUCGCUCCUUUCGAUUCUACACCUGCCAAGUUUGACACUGCAUACCUCAGCAACCUAGUGAAGCAAAGGGGACUACUCACCUCAGAUUCGUAUCAACUGCAGGGGGGCAAAUUGAUGACAAUCUCAACAUCAACUAAUUCUUGUUAUUUUAUUAAUUGCAUGGGUCAAAGUGUCUUUAUUCGACGGCACUACUUGAUAGAAAUGUCACCUUAA
Messenger RNA from Hibiscus syriacus, 909 nucleotides. Its product is annotated as peroxidase 70-like. The transcript has 3 exons. Lineage: Eukaryota; Viridiplantae; Streptophyta; Magnoliopsida; Malvales; Malvaceae. Gene Ontology annotation, molecular function: heme binding; peroxidase activity. Gene Ontology annotation, biological process: response to oxidative stress; hydrogen peroxide catabolic process. The coding region runs from base 1 to 909 and encodes 302 amino acids. The record is from RefSeq and is a predicted model, not a curated record.